CUAUCAUAUUCCAAAGCUGAGAGAGUUGUGCUAUUUUGAAAUUUAAACCUAAAUAUGUCGCUCUGAAGUAUGCAUCUUCCAAUCAUGAUUGGAAGACGAGAAUGAAUAUCUUCCAUUUUGGUCCAAUUGGGCUUUGCCAAAAAUGAAUAAGUGGUCUCAGCUAGUUGAGCUAGAUGAGGUAGAGAUUGACUAUUAUUAUGAACUUAAGGGACAUUUUUUUGGUUUUGCGACUCCUCCUGUUUGGCAGCAUGAAGAUUCUACUCAGGCUGCUCGGUCUGAGAGAGUAUCCAAAGAUAUGGCCAACUUUCGGGAUUACAUGAAUAUGCAAGUGCCCAAGCCUCCAACAUCGAAGAGGAAACCUGAGAAUGCUGCUACUGGGGUGAGCAAUAGGAGCAGAGGUGGGACAAAAAAAAUUUCUGACCGAGCUGGUGCUUCCCCGAUUCCUGAUUCUGGAACUUCUCCUGCUUUUGAGCUUCAAAUCUUAGCUAAGGUACUCCUCCAACUCUUGCUCCCAAGAAAGUCGCCCCUACUCGGAUGGCGGACCUCCAUGUUCCCAACUAGGGAGUUCUCGUCUCUGACUUUGCUUGCAAUCCUCGGAUUGCAGUUAGUAUGGUGAAUAAUCUAUCUACUCAUACUAAUGCCUACUGAGCUUCUCGGAGGUAUGAAGAGGGUCUAAUUGUUGGACUUGAAGACUUCAAGAAGUCAUAUGACUUCAGGUAUAUGCUCCGACAAGAAGGCUUUUUUGGCAUUCAAGCUGGUCUAAAGUCGGUCAGUAGAGCUCUUGUUGAUGCCAAGCUUGAUCCCAAGAUAUUGACUCUUUUUUGUCCAGCUUUGACUAGGAAAGAUGACGAAGAAGAUUUGAACAAGGAUGAAGUUUAUGAAACUUAUCGGGUUGCUGAGGAAGCUCGAAAUGCUCGGGAGGAGGGUGGUGACGAAGAUGUGGAUAUUGACACUUAUGUUGAUGAUGAAAACCCACCUAUCGAGGUUCACGAGUUGUCAGAUGAUGCACUCAUUAUUCCAAGUGCUCAAGCUUAUCCAUUCUUUUAACCAAGCAAGCUUUUGUCUCGGCAAUAGAUCAACCUUCUAAGAAUGAUCCUCUUACUUCAGUUUAACAAUUCCCUUUUUUAGUCGUUUGUGACCA
Molecule: messenger RNA, 1141 nt
Organism: Tripterygium wilfordii
Lineage: Eukaryota; Viridiplantae; Streptophyta; Magnoliopsida; Celastrales; Celastraceae
Exons: 2
Coding region: 143-616 (157 amino acids)
Source: RefSeq, a predicted model, not a curated record